Molecule: messenger RNA, 1994 nt
Organism: Daucus carota subsp. sativus
Lineage: Eukaryota; Viridiplantae; Streptophyta; Magnoliopsida; Apiales; Apiaceae
Product: protein NRT1/ PTR FAMILY 6.2
Exons: 6
Coding region: 134-1855 (573 amino acids)
Biological process (GO): oligopeptide transport; transmembrane transport
Cellular component (GO): membrane
Molecular function (GO): transmembrane transporter activity
Source: RefSeq, a predicted model, not a curated record
UAAGUUACAAAUAAUUGCCUAUAUAAGGGCACACCUUCCAAGGUAAACAAGUAUAAGUUUGGAGUUGGAGGAGAACUAUAUCAUUGGCUUCUGACUCUGAGUAUCUUCUUAGCUUUUCAAGGCUUCUCUUCAAAUGGAGGAAAAGAUGAGCUUGACAGUUUACGACGCUGUUGAUUACAAGGGUUUUCCUGCUGACAAGUCCAAAACUGGUGGUUGGGUGCCCGCUGCCCUUAUUUUAGGAAUUGAGAUAUGUGAGAGGCUCUCAACAAUGGGCAUAGCUGUAAACCUUGUGACAUACCUAGGCGGGAUUCUGCAUAUUCCAAGUGCUGCUUCAGCCAAUAUUGUUACAGAUUUUAUGGGCACAUCUUUCCUCUUGUGUUUACUUGGAGGCUUUUUAGCAGACUCUUUCCUAGGCAGAUACAAGACCAUUGCAAUCUUUGCUUCAAUUCAAACUCUUGGCACUGCAACAUUAGCAUUAUCUACCAAACUGCCACAACUGCGUCCACCAGCAUGCCACUCUAUUGACAUGAGCAAUUGCAAACAGGCUAAUGGGUCUCAAAUGGGAAUCCUCUACUUGGCUCUAUACCUUGUUGCAUUAGGGACUGGUGGCCUGAAGUCCAGUGUUUCGGGAUUUGGAACUGAUCAAUUUGAUGAAAAAGAUGAGAAGGAGAAGGCACAGAUGGCCUAUUUCUUUAACAGAUUUUUCUUCUUUGUUAGCAUGGGAACUUUCAUGGCAGUUACUGUGCUUGUUUACAUACAAGAUCAAGUGGACCGAAGCUUGGGAUAUGGAGUUUGUUCCGUGUCUAUGCUAGUAGCAAUACUAAUAUUCUUAUCAGGGACUAGAAGAUACAGGUACAAGAAAAGUGUGGGGAGCCCCAUAGUUAGCAUUUUGCAGGUAGUCGUAGCUGCUAUAAAGAAGAAAAAAAUGGAACUUCCAUAUGAUAUGUCUUUGUAUGAGGAUUCUCCAGAAGCUUUGAGGAUUCAUCACACGGAUCAGUUCUGGUUCUUGGAUAAGGCAGCGAUUGUCACAGAAAGAGACUUUGAUCAUGGUUCAGUUCCAAAUCCCUGGAAGCUAUGCUCAGUGACAAGAGUAGAGGAAGUGAAAAUGAUGGUAAGACUGUUGCCAAUUUGGGCCACAACCAUCAUUUUCUGGACUGUAUAUGCUCAGAUGAUCACCUUUUCAGUUCAACAAGCGAUGACCAUGAAUAGAUUCGUAGGAAAUUUCAAGAUACCAGCAGGCUCUCUCACUGUCUUCUUCGUGGCUGCCAUAUUGAUCACACUUGCAGUUUAUGACCGCUUUGUCAUGCCACUUUGGAAGAAGUGGAAAGGAAAACCAGGCUUUACCAACUUACAAAGGAUUGCCAUAGGCCUUAUUCUGUCAGUUAUUGGAAUGGGAGUCGCAUCACUAGUCGAGAUGAAAAGGUUAUCAGUUGCAAAACACAAAGGAAGCACAACCGCGACUCUACCAAUAAGCGUCUUUUGGCUGAUCCCACAAUUUUUCUUAAUAGGGGCCGGUGAGGCCUUCAUAUACACCGGCCAGCUUGAUUUCUUCAUAACUCAGUCACCGAAAGGGAUGAAAACAAUGAGCACUGGCCUCUUUCUCACUACACUGUCACUUGGUUUUUUCCUCAGUAGUUUCCUAGUCUCUGUUGUCAAGAAAUUCACUGGGAACCACGGAAACGGAUGGCUGGCAGACAAUAUAAACCUCGGAAGGCUCGAUUUAUUCUACGGCCUAGUGGCCAUGCUUAGCCUUAUAAACUUUGUCCUGAAUCUUGUUUGUGCAAAGUGGUUCAAGGCACAUAAAACUGCUAAACCUGCUGCAUUGGAAGAAUUGAAGAUUAACGAAAAAUGUUAGCAACUUGUUAGGAUGCUUCAUUUCAAGAUUGUAUGUUAUUUUUGUUGCUUGUUUACGCGGAAACAGGACUGGAUCAUGUACAAUCUAUCUGUUCUGUUUUUCUGUGAUAUAGUGAAAGGGUUGUCAUAUUCAUUUGCCA